Messenger RNA from Miniopterus natalensis, 717 nucleotides. Lineage: Eukaryota; Metazoa; Chordata; Mammalia; Chiroptera; Miniopteridae. The record is from RefSeq and is a predicted model, not a curated record.
CCUGCAGUGGCGCCUUACACCAUAACCUACUUCCAUGCUCGAGGGCGCUGCGAGGCCAUGCGCAUGCUGCUGGCCGACCAGGGCCAGAGCUGGAAGGAGGAGGUGGUCACCCUGGACACCUGGCUGCAGGGCUCUCUCAAGGCCUCGUGUCUGUACGGACAACUCCCCAAGUUCCAGGACGGAGACCUGACCCUGUACCAGUCCAAUGCCAUCCUGCGCCACCUGGGCCGCUCCCUAGGGCUGUACGGGAAGGACCAGCGGGAGGCCGCCCUGGUGGACGUGGUGAACGAGGGCGUGGAGGACCUCCGCCGCAAGUACUGCACCCUCAUCUACACCAACUACGAGGCGGGCAAGGAGGACUAUGUGAAGGAGCUGCCGGGGCAACUGAAGCCUUUUGAGACCCUGCUCUCCCAGAAUCAGGGGGGCCAGGCCUUUAUUGUGGGCAACCAGAUCUCCUUCACUGACUACAACCUGCUGGACCUGCUGCUGAACCACCAGGUCCUGGCCCCCGGCUGCCUGGACGCCUUCCCCCUGCUCUCCUCCUACGUGGCUCGCCUCAGCUCCCGGCCCAAGCUCAAGGCCUUCCUGGCCUCCCCCGAGCAUGUGAACCGCCCCAUCAAUGGCAAUGGGAAACAGUGAGGGCCCGUGGCCCCCUCAGCAGGAGGCAGGGGCUGCUGCCUCCCCUCCCCCAGGACCAAUAAAGUUUCUAAGACAAAA